AUGAAACCUUAAGCUAUAUUUUAUGAAAAUUAUAAUUUUUAUUUGUUUGUUAAUUUAACGAUGUCGAAAUGGCUAGAUUUGAGUCUGACUUACAACUCGAUUAAUUUUAAAUGUUAACAACCACAAUCACGUAGUCCCAUGAACAGUGUUUUUGAGAUAGAAGGAAAGAGAUUAUAUUUGGGAAAUAUUAAUGCAGCAAACGAUUCUUAAUAUCUAAAGCAUCAUAAUGUGGGAGCAGUAUUAUCUAUAAUUGACACAAGUGAUAUUAAACUAGACAGAUCAAUCAUUCACCUAUGGAUUGCAGCUGAAGACAGAGAAGAUGUCCAAAUAUCUAGGUAUUUCGACUAGGCAGCCAACUUCAUUAAAGAUCACUUAUAGCAUACUAAUGUCCUAGUUCAUUGCUAUGCUGGAAUAUCUAGGUCUAGUUCUUUGAUAAUCGCUUAUUUGAUACGACAUGCAGGAUUUUCUUUAAAAGAUGCUAUUAUCAAACUUAAAAGUUAAAGACCUCAAGUAGAUCCUAAUGAUGGAUUUAUGGAGUAACUUAAAUAGUUUGAAGUGAAAGUUAGAAACGAGAAACAAUGUAAAAGUGAAAAUGGAACUAAGAGUGUGAGUAAAUUCUUAAAUAUAAGCACAAGUAUUGAAAAAAGUAAUAAUAAUUUUCAAUAGAGCAACAAAAGCAUAUAGAAUUAUAAUAUAUACAGCAGGCUGAACUCGAUCACUAAUAUUAAAGAAAAACAAUAGCAUGUCUAAAAUGUUACAAUUCAUAAAGCAAAGACUUCAUUUUUAGAUAAAACUUGCAGUCCAACUAACUUAAGUACAACUAAUAAAAAUGGGAAAUCAUUCAUUUUGAACAACCUUCAUGAAGAUCCGUUAAAACAAUAUUAGAAAAUCAAGAACUCUUAAAACCUGUUAAAUUAAUAGAUAUUGGGGAUGAAAAAUAUUUAUAGCCAGCAUGGAAGAUUUCACUCAAUGAAUAAUUGAAACUUCUUUUCAUUUUUAUUUAUUGUUAUUAAAGACAAAUUACAAAA
Messenger RNA from Paramecium tetraurelia, 1028 nucleotides. RefSeq lists its product as uncharacterized. Gene Ontology annotation, molecular function: protein tyrosine/threonine phosphatase activity; MAP kinase tyrosine/serine/threonine phosphatase activity. The transcript is spliced from 3 exons. The record is from RefSeq and is a predicted model, not a curated record. Gene Ontology annotation, cellular component: cytoplasm. Gene Ontology annotation, biological process: protein dephosphorylation; negative regulation of MAPK cascade. Lineage: Eukaryota; Ciliophora; Oligohymenophorea; Peniculida; Parameciidae.